Molecule: messenger RNA, 1752 nt
Organism: Rasamsonia emersonii CBS 393.64
Lineage: Eukaryota; Fungi; Ascomycota; Eurotiomycetes; Eurotiales; Trichocomaceae
Product: Malonate-semialdehyde dehydrogenase (acetylating)
Exons: 3
Coding region: 1-1752 (583 amino acids)
Biological process (GO): L-valine catabolic process; thymine catabolic process
Cellular component (GO): mitochondrion
Molecular function (GO): malonate-semialdehyde dehydrogenase (acetylating, [NAD(P)+]) activity; methylmalonate-semialdehyde dehydrogenase (acylating, NAD+) activity
Source: RefSeq, a predicted model, not a curated record
AUGGCGGCCCGUCGCUCCCUUGCCCGGGCAAUCCCCGCUCUCCACACGGCUUCUCCCCGCACUGUUCUCAGAUCCAGGCCCGCAGUAACAGCCGCAACUGCAACAUCACAUGUCUCCUCGUCCUCCUCACGAGCUCCUGCCCUCAUCGCCUCCCGUCAACUCCAUGCAACUGCUCGCCAGCUGGUUGCUGCGACCACUUCUGCUGCCUCUACCCCCACUAACUAUCCUACCACGCACGAGCGCAUUGAGAACCCACUGGACACUACCAACUUCAUCGAUAAUGAGUUUGUGCCUUCCAAGGCGACCACCUGGAUUGACGUGCAUGACCCAGCCACGAAUAAUCUGGUGACCCGCGUUCCUCAGAGCACUGACGAGGAGCUGCGUGCCGCCGUCGAGUCCGCAGAGAAGGCCUUCCCCGCAUGGCGGGCAACCAGCAUCAUCACCAGGCAGCAGAUACUCUUCAAGUUCGUCCAGCUCAUUCGCGCCCAUUGGGACCGUCUAGCUGCUUCGAUUACCCUGGAACAGGGUAAAACCUUUGCAGAUGCCAAGGGCGAUGUGCUUCGCGGCUUACAGGUCGCCGAGACCGCCUGUGGCAUCACCACCCAGAUCACGGGUGAGGUCCUCGAAGUGGCCAAGGACAUGGAGACUCGAAGCUAUCGAGAGCCGUUGGGUGUGGUUGCAGCCAUUUGCCCUUUCAAUUUCCCUGCCAUGAUCCCUCUGUGGUGUAUUCCGAUUGCUACCGUUACCGGAAACUGUAUCAUUGUCAAGCCUUCUGAGCGUGACCCGGGAGCUGCUAUGAUCCUCGCAGAACUGGCCCGGGAAGCAGGCUUCCCGCCCGGUGUGAUCAACAUCAUCCACGGAACAACCAAGACGGUAGACUUUCUCCUCGACGAGCCCGCCAUCAAGGCCAUCAGCUUUGUCGGCGGUAACCGCGCUGGUGAAUACAUCUACACUCGUGCCUCCGCCAACGGCAAGCGGGUGCAGGCCAACCUGGGAGCCAAGAACCAUGCUGCUCUCCUGCCGGACAGCAACAAGAACCACGCUCUGAAUGCAAUUGCUGGGGCUGCCUUUGGCGCGGCCGGUCAGCGAUGCAUGGCUCUCAGCACGCUGGUCACGGUGGGGGAGACCGAGGAAUGGCUGCCAGAGCUCGCGGAACGAGCGAAGAAGCUCAAGGUGACUGGAGGGUUUGAAGAGGGUGCCGAUCUUGGUCCUGUCAUCAGCCCGCAGAGCAAGAAGCGGAUCGAGGAUAUCAUCGCUAGCGCGGAGAAGGAAGGGGCCAAGAUCCUCCUUGAUGGACGUGGAUACAAGCCGGAGAAGUAUCCUAAUGGCAACUUUGUCGCUCCCACCAUCAUCACCAACGUCACCCCGGAGAUGACAUGUUACAAGGAGGAGAUUUUUGGGCCCGUGCUGGUCUGCCUGAACGUCCCCACGCUUGACGACGCCAUCGCGCUCAUCAACAGGAACCCGUACGGCAACGGCGCCGCGAUCUUCACCCGCUCCGGCUCCAGCGCGGCGCGGUUCCAGAAGGACAUCGAGGCGGGCCAGGUGGGCAUCAACGUGCCCAUCCCCGUGCCGCUGCCCAUGUUCUCCUUCACCGGUAACAAGAAGAGUGUCGCUGGUGGCGGUGCCAACACCUUCUACGGCAAGCCCGGUCUGCAGUUCUACACGCAGCAGAAGACGGUGACGAGUCUCUGGCGCAGCGAGGACGCCACUCACAGCAAAGCUAGCGUCGUUAUGCCGACGCAGUCGUAA